This is a messenger RNA of Onychomys torridus (southern grasshopper mouse), 1945 nucleotides long. Its product is annotated as ankyrin repeat domain-containing protein 24-like. Lineage: Eukaryota; Metazoa; Chordata; Mammalia; Rodentia; Cricetidae. Gene Ontology annotation, molecular function: actin binding. The record is from RefSeq and is a predicted model, not a curated record.
GGGACAGUGCCCCACUCAGUCCCACACAACGUUGGGUGUGUCCCCUCUGGGCCAAGACUGGGACAAGAGUGACCAGCGCCUGCUCCAGGCCGUGGAGAACAAUGAUGUGGCCAGAGUGGCAUCGUUGAUCGCUCACAAAGGACUGGUACCCACAAAACUCGAUCCCGAGGGAAAGUCUGCGUUCCACUUAGCGGACAUGAGGGGUGCGGCGGGCUGUCUGGAGGUGAUGCUGGCUCAAGGCUCAGACAUCAUGAGCACAGAUGGAGCAGGUUACAAUGCCCUUCACCUGGCAGCCAAGUAUGGGCAUCCUGAGUGCCUGAAGCAACUCUUGGAGGCUUCCUGCGUGGUGGACAUUGAGGACAGCAGUGGGUGGACAGCCCUUCACCAUGCAGCGGCUGGUGGUUGUCUGUCCUGCUCAAAGCUGCUCUGCUCUUUCAAGGCACAUCAGAACCCCCGGGAUCGGUCGGGGGCCAUGCCCCUCAUGAUAGCAACUCAGAUGUGUCACACAGAUCUGUGCCGCCUCCUCCUACAGCAGGGGGCUGCAGCAAAUGACCAGGACCUGCAAGGCAGGACAGCCUUGAUGCUGGCAUGUGAAGGGGCCAGUCCCUAGACCGUUGAAGUACUCCUGCAGGGUGGAGCCCAGCUGGGCAUCACUGAUGCACUGGGCCAGGACGCCACUCACUAUGGAGCCCUGACCAGGGACAAACUCAUCUUGCAGCUUCUACAGGAGUCUGCGCAGCGCCCUUCACCUCCCAGUGAGGAUGACUCCGGAGAAGCCUCCUCUCAGAACUCAGUGUCCAGCCGUGAAAAGCAAGGGGCCCCUAAGAAGCGAAAGGCACCCCAGCCUCCAGCCAGCACACCUGUUCCGGACGAUCAGGAUGCUUAUGAGGAGAUUGUACGUCUGCGCCAAGAGAGAGGCUGGGUCCUACAGAAGAUCAGGGGACUGGAACAGCACAAGGAAUGGAGGAGAAGGGAGCCCCUGGAAGCAGAGGCCAGCUCAGUGCACAGUCUGGAGAGGCAGGUGCAGGAGCUGCAGCAGCUGCUGGUGGAGAAGCAGGAGGAGAAGGAGAGCCUGGGCCAGGAGGUGGAGAGCCUGCAGAGCUGCCUGUCCCUGCUGGAGAAUGAGAGAGAGAACACCAGCUAUGACAUAGCCACCCUGCAGGACGAGGAGGGUGAGAUGCCUGACUUUCCAGGAGCCGAGGCUGUGUUGUCAACGCCUCUUUGUCCAUCUGCCGAGGAGCUGGUGGCAUCCCUUCAAGAGCAGGUGGCUCAACUCACCAGGCAGAACCAGGAGCUGCUGGGGAAGGUCCAGAUCCUUGAGGAGUUUGAGAAGGACGAGGUGCAGAUGGCAGAAGACAGUCAGCCUGAGGUAGUCCCUCUGGUCUUGUAUGACUCCCUGAGGGCAGAGCUUGAGCAGCUCAGGAGGCAGCAUGAAGAGGCCAUACACGCUCUGCAGCAGCAGCAGCAGCAGAGGGAGGUGACCAGGGGCCACGGGGCAGAAGAGACAGCACACAAGGAGAGCAAGGACAAGGGCACCACCUCCCAGAAUGGACCCAGUGUCCUGGAGCUCAAUGGCACCACAAAUCCAGAAACCACAGCCAAUGGCACCUGACCCCAAGCCGGAGGUUCUGUGGGCUUUGGGAACACAGAAGCCAGUGCCUCAGAAGUGGCACCCAUGGAGCUGGAGGCUGCAGGUUCAGAGGCCAUGGGGAGAGAUGGAGUGGCAGUGGAGGUUGUGGACACUAGAACCACCAUGGCUCAGGCCCUAGAAGUGAAUGUUGGAAGUGAGCUGGUGGCGGCGGAAGUCACAGGAGUGGAGGAGAAUCUGGGAAUGAAGGAUAAUGGAGAGCAUAUGGUGCAGGAUGGGCUCACAGGGACAGGGAUUAGAAACAUGGAGGCCAUGGUAGUGAAGGCCACAGAAUUGCGGGAUACUGGAGUUCAGGCC